This is a messenger RNA of Clarias gariepinus (North African catfish), 2216 nucleotides long. Its product is annotated as cortexin-3. Bases 227 to 592 code for a protein of 121 amino acids. The transcript has 2 exons. Lineage: Eukaryota; Metazoa; Chordata; Actinopteri; Siluriformes; Clariidae. The record is from RefSeq and is a predicted model, not a curated record.
CACGCACACGCGCGCACGCUUCAUGCGGACGCGUUUGGAACGCCCGAGAAGCGUGUGCGCGUGUUUCUCGUCAUUUAUUUUAUUUUAUUUGUUUGUUUUUGUUUUCUUUCUUAACGAUAAGAUUGAUCCGGUGAAGCACCAGUGCGUCUCCGUGCGGCGGAGCUGAGGGCGGUAGAGGUGACGGUAGAAUGGGCGAUCCCCUCCGGUUUCCACUGUAACUCUGGAAAUGGAGCCCACAUUCCCGCGGGGAGACAAAGAUGAGGUCCAUGUGGAGGAGCCGGGCCGUACGCGUGCCGUGAGGAUGCGCGGUGAGGGGCUACUGUGGGACGACCCUCUGCACUUCUCGUGGCUGAUGGAGGCCGAGUCGUUCACAUCGUCAGUGCAGGCAGGUGGCCCCAUGCCCGGCACAGCCAUGACACUUGAGCAGAAGACCACCUUUGCCUUUGUCAUCUUCCUCUUCGUCUUCCUCUGCAUGCUGAUUGUGCGCUGCUUCCGUAUCCUGCUGGACCCCUACCGUAGCAUGCCCACCUCCACCUGGGCAGAUGGCCUCGACGGCCUCGAGAAGGGCCAGUUUGAUUACACUCUAGCAUAGGGGUGGCGCACACACACUCACACACGACAAAACAGUGACGAGAUACUUCUAAAUGAAUCACAACCUUAAAGUGAUUAAUAAUUACAGGCAAACAUCCUGUGAUGUAUAUUACACACUUAGCUAAAAUACCAUAUACACACACUUUGGUAAAGAACCUAAAUGUGACAUGAAAUAUAUAUAGGUGCAUGGCUAUUAAAAUGUCAAGCUUGACAAAAAUAUAAAAGCUUGAAUCACACACACACACACACACACAUACACAUACACACAGGGUGUUUUCUGAAAGGAGCAGUCAGGGAUUGUGAGUGCUGCCAGAGGCAGUUGUGGAACGGCGUGUGCUCCUCUGUGCCGCUGUGAGCCCGGUGACACUCAUACAGGGUAACCCAAGCGCUGCUCCUUCAGCUUCCUGCAAACACCCAGCACUCGUUUCCUCUUCUCACUAACGUUAUUAAUGAUAUCUGCACUGUUGUAUACUGCCAAGUAGUCAUCUUUAGAUCAUAUGUCCCUUUGAAGACCCUUUAUAAGCACUUCAUAAAUACUACAUAGGUUAUUGCGUUUGUCUAUAAAAGUGAGCCUUAAGGUGUGCACUGUUAUUACGGACGUAGCUUCGUUUUGUCAGAGUUGGUGAUUAGGAUAUGUUUGUGCAGUGCUUAUGGCUUCCUCAAUGGCCACUUAUUAAAUUAUGCUAAUUUUGACAUAAGCAAGUUAUUGGCAAAUAUUUGACGUAGAUGCUGUAGAUGACAUCUCGGAUUCGCUCGUAGCCCGGUGUCAAAAUUAAAGACGACUGGAGUCUUAUACGUAUCUUAAACAAAAGCCGUUUUAAAAAGUGAUCGUAACGUCAGCAUAUACUGCCUCAUUAGCACAAGAAACUGAAAUUCAGAUCGGUUCCAUUUUAAUAACCGAUCUGCCGCGAUCCGCUUUGUCAGCCUUUCCAUUUGAAGCUGUACCCGCAGGAACCAUAAUCGCUAAUUUGCCUUGAGAAAAUUCAUCCCUAAGAGCAAACGGUGAGGAAAGGCCACUUUUCAGAGAUACCUCUUUAGUCAUUGAUGAGGUGUUAAAAAUGUCUUUGUCACAUUUUUUCCGGGAAUUUGGCUGAAUUGCACUGGAGUCGUUCUCCUUUUUAGAGCUUUUAGUCUCUUUACCCAUCAGCCUGCCAAAUGAUGUUCCUUUGCACUUUUAUGUUGUCUCACCACUGUGAAUGAGCCAGUGAGAACACUGAAGAGCACUUAAGCAGUGAGUUGAACUGCCAGCGACUUCGAUUACGACUGCCACUGUUUUGCAUGCACAAAGUCACGUAUGAAUAUGUAAGGAAAGCUUCAAGCACCGAGUAGUGCAGUGGGACUCGAAAGACAUUUUCAGUGCAAAUGAUGUUGUCAGUUAUGAUGAGUUCACUGUGAGGAUCUGUUUGACUUCUCUGUGAAAAAAGGAAAUCUGUUUGAUGAGUACUGUAUGUUUUAUCAUGUUUUAAAUGUUCAAGUAAGAUGUAAAAAAACAGAACGGUAGAAACUCGAUCUGGAAGAAAAUGAGGAUAUUUAGACAUAAAUAUUCAUAAACCAAGACAGAAAUAAGAAGUAAGUACUUAGGAAGUUAAACAUAGACACAUGCACCCACACCUGUAUUUGUCUUA